CAAACGUUAACCGACGCCUUUUGAAACCAUAGAAACAAACUAACUUGCCAAGGCAGUUCCGGGAGAAUGAAAACAUGGAGGCUUUAGAAGAGGGAAUUUCAAAUGCAAAGAGUUAGCGAAGUGAGAAAGGUGUACCUAACAGACAACUAUUGUGCAAACAAAACAUUCAAAAGUGUUUAUUUUUUAAGUUACAGUGACAUUUGCUUUAGCCAGUAAGUUAGCUAGCAUCGGAGAGCGCUGCAUAUUCAAACGAGAAGUGGGGGGAAAAUGACUAAAGUGAGCCCACGACAGCAAUGUCUUCUGGCGGCUGGCACCGACCCCGACAGCCAACCUGUUCCUCAAUGUCCCCCGGCCCCCAUGGGAUAUUAUAAGCUUGUGAGCCUUCCAGACAAAGACCUGACCCUCACUCCUGACAAGGUGGGUAAAGAGGCAGGGAUCCUGAAGAGGGGCCGAGGAGGAAAGCAGGCCCAGAGACAGGUCCGUUUUGAUGUCAGCCCAAGAACUAAAGCCCUAGAAAUCAACCCAACUAGAGCAUCAGGAGAGGAGCCUGGUGUCAUCACUGUGAUUAGCCAGUCAAGCUACAGCCCCUCAGAACUACAGCAUCCCAUCAGAACUGCAAGCAAAGGCAAAAAGAAUUACAAGAAAAGGAAAGACUCUAAAGCAAAGUCAAGGGCAUUACCUUGUGAUGGGCGGUCAGAGGUGUUGACUCAGGCUCAGUCUGAGGUGCCCUGGGAGGGUGCGGAGCUGAACACUACGCUCGCGCUUAAGGUGGAGCUGGAGGGGCUGGCUGAAGCUGCGUUUGACUCCAGGAAGGCCGUACAAGAGCAGCUGAAGAAAUCCACCCACACCAAGAACAACAUCGCCAUCAAAGCGACCGAGGGAGUUAACAUCCCUCGCUCUCAGAAUCUGUACCAAUCACUCGUCAGCAUCAGUGUGUCAGAAGACCAGCUGAUCAGCUGUGCUCUCCGUGAUAGGCUGACGCUGGUCCCAAGCAACCACAGUAGCAAGAACCAGGAGAGUCCAGCAGAGGGCCCUGACCUUCUUGCCUUCUACAGCCCUGGGGAGCUGCUACGAGAGACUCCACUGCUCCCAGGAGACGGAGUGCAGCAGUCACGACCCCGCCCCGUGCCACGUCCCGCUAAUGCAACCUUUGACCUCUACCACAGACACAGACAGUGGGAGGCCUGACACCCACAGCACUGUCAAAGAAAAUACAUCUCCCACUGGAUAUUUUAUUUAAGAUGCUUGAAUGCAGAAUGGACAAGGUUCAAAUCGUGGUAAAACCAACUGCAAAACAUAUCAUUUUGAUCUAAUUAUGACAUAAUUAUUAAAUUAUUGCUUACUUCUAAGGAAGGUGAAGUUAAUUUGAAGGUUCUGUUUUGGCGAAUGGGAUAUUAUCCACCAAGACUCCGGUGCUGACUGUUCCUGGUGCAAGGAUCCUGAUGCAGCAAGAUGAUGCUGUCAGAGCAAAAUUUAUUCAUCUAAGGAAACUUAUUAGGACUGAUGGCAUGAAGACAACAACAGCUUGCGGACUUCUUGUAAACAGGCUUUUUUCUUUUUUGGCAGAUGAUGAAACGCUGUGCAUUGAAGCUUAACUGUAUAAUACAGCUGACCAAAUUAGAGCAUGCUGUUGGAGUCAACUUAUACACUUGUGUGCAUAUAACCACAAACUCUUCUCGAUCAGUACAACAGUAAAUUCCCACUUGUAUACAGCAUUGUUGGCUGUACAACUAUAAAUAGGGAUGGACUAGCAUUUGCCUGGUUUAGUUGCUUUAUAGAUGGGAAAAGCACACAAAUGUAACAAAGGAUCAGUCAUCAGCAGCUGAUUCCUUUUCCCUUGAGUGCUUUUGUUUCUGCCAAAAGCCUGUUUCGUGUCCUUGUGUCCUUCAAUACAAUGUGGUAUGUAAUGUGUGUUUGUGUGUGUGUAAGUGAGUGGUAGUUAAUAAAGUUGUUCAGACAAUUUA
Molecule: messenger RNA, 1964 nt
Organism: Conger conger (European conger)
Lineage: Eukaryota; Metazoa; Chordata; Actinopteri; Anguilliformes; Congridae
Gene: ppp1r35
Product: protein phosphatase 1, regulatory subunit 35
Exons: 6
Coding region: 268-1188 (306 amino acids)
Biological process (GO): negative regulation of phosphatase activity
Molecular function (GO): phosphatase binding
Source: RefSeq, a predicted model, not a curated record